Molecule: messenger RNA, 590 nt
Organism: Hyaloscypha bicolor E
Lineage: Eukaryota; Fungi; Ascomycota; Leotiomycetes; Helotiales; Hyaloscyphaceae
Exons: 1
Coding region: 49-558 (169 amino acids)
Source: RefSeq, a predicted model, not a curated record
CUGGAUCGUGGGGCCAUGUGGGAAGGUGCCAUCGGCAAGGGCAUGUAGAUGCGGGAGGAAGGGAAACUGCAUAAUCCAGGUGGUUUCCACGUGGCAACAACAUGGCAUCAUGCAUAUUCCAUGCAUCCUUCUGUUCUGAUCCCUCCCGCGGUUGAAACUUCCAAAGGUGACUGCAUACUGUGGUAUUCCGCUCCUCUACGAGGAGUCUUCGGCAAGACCUUCUUGCGUCUUCUUUGCCGGGCAACUUUGAUCCCCUGCAGAACUUCUGAGCAUGAUACUACUGUCUUCCGUCUGCCUUCUAGACCCAUCACUUGUGGCUUCCAUGCAUCUCUCCUGCAGGACGCAUUUCGAGUCAGGUUCGAGCUCCCUGUCACCACGUGGGAGACCUCCAAUCACCUCUGCACUUUGGAGGAACUAGCCGUUGUCAUGGCGGCGGGAUAUUCAGCAGAAUUACUGUGGUGUGGCACACAUGGGAUAAUUGACCUUUCUACAAAGAACUUUCCGUCACGGAGGUGUCAACCUCCGCGUCCCGAAUUGCCUUCCAGUACUAAAUUAUAGGUGCGCCACUUUUUAAGCUUUUUAAGGCCAAG